GACUACCUGCCCCACAAUGCACCGCCCGCCCUUUUCUGGCCGCCCCCUGCCUCUGCUCUCUGGAGACCCUGGAGAGGUAGCGCCGCGACCCCUUCCCGGCGCCCUUCGCGCGGUGGUCUCGCGGUGAUUCGGCUGCGCGGGGUCAAGGCGCCGGGCCGAGCGGCUGGGGCCGGGGCGCCAUGCGGAGGGGCGAGCGCAAGGGCGCUGAGGGGCCGUGGCCGGGGUCUCCUGUGCCCGUGGGCAAGGCCUCGCUGGAGGAACCCCCGGAUGGCGGGCCCGCGGGCCGAGCGAGCGGGCCGGGUGCGGGCCGUCGCAGCACCGAGUCCGAGGUCUACGACGACGGCACGAACACCUUCUUCUGGCGGGCCCACACCCUGACGGUGCUCUUCAUCCUCACCUGCGUGCUGGGCUACGUGACGCUGCUGGAGGAGACGCCGCAGGACACGGCCUACAACACCAAGAGAGGUAUUGUGGCCAGUAUUUUGGUUUUCUUAUGUUUUGGAGUCACACAAGCUAAAGACGGGCCAUUUUCCAGACCUCAUCCAGCUUACUGGAGGUUUUGGCUCUGCGUUAGUGUGGUCUACGAGCUGUUUCUCAUCUUUAUACUCUUCCAGACCGUCCACGACGGCCGCCAGUUUCUGAAGUACGUGGACCCCAGGUUGGGGGUGCCGCUGCCAGAGAGGGACUACGGGGGAAACUGCCUCAUCUAUGACGCGGACAACAAGACUGACCCCUUCCACAACGUCUGGGACAAGCUGGAUGGCUUCGUGCCCGCACACUUUAUCGGCUGGUACCUGAAGACGCUGAUGAUCCGCGACUGGUGGAUGUGCAGCAUCGUGAGCGUCAUGUUCGAGUUCCUGGAGUACAGCCUGGAGCACCAGCUGCCCAACUUCAGCGAGUGCUGGUGGGACCACUGGAUCAUGGACGUGCUUGUCUGCAACGGGCUGGGCAUCUACUGCGGCAUGAAGACCCUCGAGUGGCUGUCGCUGAAGACGUACAAGUGGCAGGGCCUCUGGAACAUUCCAACCUACAAGGGCAAGAUGAAGAGGAUCGCCUUCCAGUUCACGCCCUACAGCUGGGUCCGCUUCGAGUGGAAGCCGGCCUCCAGCCUGCGCCGCUGGCUGGCCGUGUGCGGCAUCAUCCUGGUGGUAAGGCCGGGCCUCGGGCGCGCGGCCCGCUGGGCCCCGGGCUCCCCCGCACCCCCCCUCUGCCCCCAGUUUUUGUUGGCAGAGCUGAACACCUUCUACCUGAAGUUCGUGCUCUGGAUGCCGCCCGAGCACUACCUGGUCCUGCUGCGGCUCGUCUUCUUCGUCAACGUGGGCGGCGUGGCCAUGCGGGAGAUCUACGACUUCAUGGACGACCCGAAGCCCCACAAGAAGCUGGGCCAGCAGGCCUGGCUGGUGGCGGCCAUCACGGCCACCGAGCUGCUCAUCGUGGUCAAGUACGACCCGCACACGCUCACGCUCUCACUGCCCUUCUACAUCUCCCAGUGCUGGACGCUCGGCUCCGUGCUGGCCCUCACCUGGACAGUCUGGCGCUUCUUCCUGCGGGACAUCACGCUGCGGUACAAGGAGACGCGGCGGCAGAAGCAGCAGAGCAGGGACGGGCAGGCCAGGGCGGACGGCCGCGUGGACAGACGCCCGCCUGGGCCCGACGACCCCUCGGUGCCCGAGGAGGCGGAGCGGGAGGGGGCGCCGGCCCCGAACUGACACGGCACCGCGGCCGCGCAGAGCCAGGUGCACCGCCAGGAGCCUCCCGCAGCCCUCCGCCCUCGAGUGUUGUCUUCUCCCGCGUGCGUGCGUG
Molecule: messenger RNA, 1803 nt
Organism: Phacochoerus africanus (Common warthog)
Lineage: Eukaryota; Metazoa; Chordata; Mammalia; Artiodactyla; Suidae
Gene: PTDSS2
Product: phosphatidylserine synthase 2
Exons: 11
Coding region: 180-1709 (509 amino acids)
Biological process (GO): phosphatidylserine biosynthetic process
Molecular function (GO): L-serine-phosphatidylethanolamine phosphatidyltransferase activity
Source: RefSeq, a predicted model, not a curated record